Penicillium paradoxum is the source of this 2349-nucleotide messenger RNA. RefSeq lists its product as uncharacterized. The annotation marks the transcript as partial. The transcript has 2 exons. The record is from RefSeq and is a predicted model, not a curated record. NCBI's taxonomy places the organism in Eukaryota, Fungi, Ascomycota, Eurotiomycetes, Eurotiales, Aspergillaceae. Gene Ontology annotation, biological process: regulation of DNA-templated transcription; DNA-templated transcription. Gene Ontology annotation, molecular function: transcription cis-regulatory region binding; DNA-binding transcription factor activity, RNA polymerase II-specific; zinc ion binding. Gene Ontology annotation, cellular component: nucleus.
AAUAAUUACCGUUCUCUGCGGGUUGGCAUGUGUAUGCAUGUGAAUAUGACAGAGACUUCCUCCACACCUCAAGGGGAUUCAGGCUCCCUACAGGCAUCAGCGCAGCAGCUAAACCGGUCCUGCGAGUCGUGCCGAAGCCUUAAAGUCCGCUGUCUCCCGAGCCCAGCCACGCCGAAUCAGUGCCAGCGAUGCGCUAAGGGUAAACGGUCGUGUAUCUUCGUGGCGCCGCAGAGACGUCGGCCCCGCAAGCGGACGGACUCGCGGGUCGCGCAGCUGGAGAAGGAGAUGCGGGUGAUGCGUUCGUUGUUGAAGAACCGCAUCCCCGAAGAAGACGAGCCGGACUUUGACGAUGAGAGCGAACGGGACGAUCAGGAUCAUGAUUCCACUGAUGUGGACGUCAAGCCCAGCGUUGGCUUGCGGGAGCAUUCGGCUCCCUCGUCUGAUGAUGUCCGCUAUGUGGAUUAUUCCCCUGAACUGCUGAAUACCACGAAUUCCGGUGCGCCCGACGGCGGGACAUUUCCAGCGCCGUCGGCAUUCGCAGCUGAGAAGGAAAAUCCCCCGGCGCCGGACGUGAUUGAUCGGGGGAUUAUCUCGCUCGAAGAUGCAGAGCAGCUGGUCGCGUAUUACAUCCAUGAAUUGGUGUCUUUAUUUCCGUUGGUUGUCCUGCCCUCAAACACCACGGCAGCGCAAUUGCGACAGACAAAACCAGUACUCUUCCUCUCUGUGAUCGCUGCCACAGCCAUAUGCGUCGAUGCAGGAGUGGCAGCCGUGCUUAACCGAGAGAUGGUCCGUCUGUACGCGGAACGGUUCUUCAUCGAAGGCGAGAAGUCACUAGAGUUAGUACAAGCGUUGCUGCUCAUGAUCAUAUUUUAUCUCCCUCCCGCUUCACCAUUGAAGCUGCAACUUUAUCAGUACACACAUAUCGCCUCGACAAUGGCGCUGGAGAUCGGGUUAGCCAACAAACGCCGUGUCUCGAAUAAAUCCGACCGGAAGGGCAACAAGCAAGAUCCAUACGAUAUGCUAUUCGCCGAGCAGGCGAGAGCAGUUCUUGGUUGCUACCACCUUGGCUCGAGUGUGGCGAUGAAAACCCGUCGACCAAAUUUGCUGCAGUUCAAUGACUGGACGGCAGAGUGUGUCAAACACCUAGAACGCUCGCCACACCGAACAGAUCAGCGUCUGGCGAUCUGGUUCGAGCUCCAGCGGAUAACCGAUGAAGCAAUGUCUUCAUUUGGUCUGGAUGAUAUCAGCACCGGCUCACCUCUAACCGAGUCACGCGUGCAAGCCGUGUUGCGUUGGUUCGACAAGCGGAUCGAGACAUGGCGGAAGAACAUCCCGUCAGAAAUGCUGACCGUUUCCAUGAUUCUCGAAUACCGCUUCACGACACUAGCCAUGUACGAACUCGGCGUAGGAGAAGGCUAUCGCGACCCCGACGCACUAAAACGCCGAUUCUUCACGCUGCCUACUCUCGACGAAGAAAGCGGCAGCAAGCAAACUUCCCACGCCCCACUCAGCGCCCUCCGCAUUGACAUCAACGUAAAAUGGAUGAAUGCCGCACAUGAGCUCCUAGACGCCGUGCUGAACUGCAGCACAGACAUGAUGCGUAAACUCCCGAAUCUCAUAUACACCCGAUUCGGGACGGCAGUAACAUCGCUGCUGAAGAUACAUUUCUCCGUGCGAACCAGUACGCUCGGGGAAGUAGUUACGCCGCAAACAGUGAACGUGGCGUACUACCUCGACGCCCUAGCAAACAAACUAGACGAGGCAAGCGGCGGGGGCAAAUACAAGAUCCCCGCGCGGUGGUACCUAGUCAUUGCCGUUAAGGGCCGAGAUUGGUAUGACCGACUGGAAAGGCAACAGAGCGAGACAACCGACGCAAGCUCGCGCACAGGAGUCGGAGUUAAAUCCGCAAGUUCGUCCACAUGCACCGCAGAAUCAAUAUCAGGAACAGCAUCGGGCCCAGCAUCCCUGCCCUCCCAGGGUCAAAGCCAGGACACACAUAUGGAUCAAACGCCCACAUCAACAAUGGACUCAUUCUCGGUCUCCAUGGCCCCAAUCCCACAGGGAAUCGACAACAUGCGUGACGGGUACGGAGCAAUGAAUGGAGCAAACAUAUGGCCCAUGGAUGGCGGCCACGGCCAUGGUCAUAGUCCGCAUUUCUUCGCCAUGGACGCAGCAAGGUAUCAGUCUUCUCCGGUACAUCCGUUGGCGACAUUACCAUCCCAAUUUGCGUAUGGGCCGCAGAGGAUGCCAGCUGGUGGUGGACGACAGAUGGCGGGUGCGGGCGUGGAGCUGGAUGGGUGGCUCCCUAAUGGGAGCAUUUUUGGAAUGCAGCAAUUGCCUGAGUUCUGA